GCGGAGGACGCAGGAGAAGUGAGGUCACGUCUCCCUUGAGCCCCGCGCCGCUGGCUUUUCAGAGCCUCGCCGUGAGCGGGCGGCCAGAGUCCCAGACCACGCCGACCGAGCGCUCCUCCGCCCUCCUGGUGCCGCCGGCCUCGCCCAUGUCUCAGUUCGACCCCAGCUCGGACUUCAAGAGGGCUUUGGACAGCAGUCCCGAGGCCAACACCGAGGAUGACAAGACCGAGGAGGACAUGCCCAUGCCCAAGAACUACCUGUGGCUCGCCAUCGUCUCGUGUUUUUGCCCCGCGUACCCCAUCAACAUCGUGGCUUUCGUCUUCUCCAUCAUGUCUCUGAACAGCUACAACGAUGGAGACAUCGAAGGAUCCAAGCGGCUCGGGAGGAAUGCCAAGUGGGUGGCCAUCGCCUCCAUCAUUAUUGGCCUUCUGAUCAUCGGUAUUUCUUGUGCAGUUCACUUCACAAGGAACGCCUGAGCGGCCAGCAGUCAGCCGCGAGCAUGGAGGACGGACCUCAUCCGCACACACCCCACAGGAGUUUCUGAGGAAUGGACCCUUGACUUCAGACUGUGAGAUCUUUUCCUCCAGGACUCUCCAGAGGCAGGUCCCUGGCAAAUGAACUUGUAAAUGAAAAAGAAAAAGAAAGAAAGAAAGGGGGAAACAAAGUCCAAAAUUAAGGAAAACCAAGCAGCACAGACAGAUCAGCCAUCAUUUAAAAAAAAAAAAGGAAAAGAAAAACUCAAG
Suricata suricatta (meerkat) is the source of this 743-nucleotide messenger RNA. It is a transcript of the gene TMEM233, whose product is annotated as transmembrane protein 233. The coding region runs from base 147 to 476 and encodes 109 amino acids. The transcript is spliced from 3 exons. The record is from RefSeq and is a predicted model, not a curated record. NCBI's taxonomy places the organism in Eukaryota, Metazoa, Chordata, Mammalia, Carnivora, Herpestidae. Gene Ontology annotation, cellular component: membrane.